Blumeria graminis f. sp. triticale is the source of this 2034-nucleotide messenger RNA. Lineage: Eukaryota; Fungi; Ascomycota; Leotiomycetes; Helotiales; Erysiphaceae. The record is from the annotation of a GenBank genome assembly.
AUGGUUCAAAUACCAGUAUUUAACCGUCUGAGUUUCUCCGAAUACAUAGCCCUAAUUGGCUCUUUUAUUUUAGUAAUCUUGGAAUUUGUCAUUCGAAUCCUCGCACUUGCUUUACCAUCCUCUAUAAUCAACUUAUUUUACAGAGCCUCCAGACGCCUUUUUGAUCGUGUUAUCUCGACAAGCUCAAAGAAGGCAGAAGCAAAAAAAUUGAAUAUCACCACAUCAAUACGGAAUGCUACAGAAUUUACAGAUCUAUGUCGCUUCUUCAGAUAUACUGCAGAAGAGCAUAUCGUACAAACUCGAGAUGGCUAUUUACUGGGAGUUCAUCGGCUGGCCUGGAAAAGAGGCGAAGAAAAUCAGAAUAUCAAUUAUGGCACAGGUACUCAACGAAAAGGAGUGGUGUACAUGCACCAUGGACUACUCAUGAGCUCUGAAGUUUGGGUUUGCAUGACCGAGGAAGAAAGGUGCCUACCCUUCAGGCUUGUUGAGCUUGGUUAUGAUGUUUGGCUUGGAAACAACCGCGGAAAUAAAUACUCAAAAAAAAAUAUAUACCACUCACCAAACGAAACUCGAUUUUGGAAUUUCUCGAUGGAUGAAUUCGCAUUUUACGAUAUUCCUGAUACUAUAGAGUAUAUCUUACAGACAACCUUAGCUACAUCUCUUUCCUAUAUCGGCUUUUCCCAGGGUACAGCUCAAGCUUUUGCGAGUUUGGCCGUCCAUCCUAAGCUGAACAAGAAAGUAAAUGUUUUCAUCGCCUUGGCCCCUGCUAUGUCUCCACCUGGACUCUCGAAUAGUGUUGUCAAUGCUCUCGUCAAGUCUUCCCCUAAGGUUCUCUUCUUACUUUUUGGACAUUAUUCAAUACUAAGUUCAACUACUGUGUGGCAAUCAAUUCUAUAUCCACCGAUUUAUACUCGUCUUAUAGACGUUGCUUUAUCAAAUUUAUUUGGUUGGAAAGUUCGUAAUAUAUCGGCUAGUCAGAAGCUAGCUGCAUACUCACAUCUAUACUCCUUCACCAGCACUAAAAGUGUUGUACACUGGUUCCAGAUUAUUCGGAACAAAACAUUUCACAUGUUUGAUGACGAUCGGUCUCUAUUCAUGUCUCUUGGCUCUAAAAACUUUACAAAAGUAAAAAAAUUCCCCACUCGAAAUAUAAAGUCACCAAUCACUCUAGUAUAUGGUGGUAGUGAUUCAUUAGUUGACAUAGAUGUUAUGCUAAAAGAAUUGCCUUCACAUACCUCUGUGAUCGAGAUAAAGCACUUCGAGCACCUUGAUUUUCUCUGGGCACGAGAAGUGGAAGCACUUGUAUUCCCUCACGUUUUCAAGGCUUUGGAAGAGCAUUCGGUCGCCUCUGAAGCGUCAGAAUGUCACGACUGCGAAGGCAGUCGAAUUUUUAAUCUAAAUGAUACGGGGACGGUCGUAUCCCGCGAUAGCAUAACUAGUGAAGAAAGUAGGCGUCCGUUAACUUCAUCUGAUUCCAGCACUUUUCGAUUUGGACUUGACACUAGUCCUUUGAAGUCGGCUUUAAAGAGAACGGGAGCCUCUUGUAGCAACAUACCUCGGCCAUGUAACAGCGCACGGAGGCGCUCCAAUGCUAACACAGAUAAGUUUAAUAUUUUGGAAGAAGUAGCCCAUACACUGAGUCCAAAGCCGACUUUGGAAGCUCUUGUAGAGGAGGAUCAAUCAAAAUCAACACUUUUCAAUGAUCUUGAAGGCCAUUCAGCCUUGACUCUUGGAUCUCAGUUUGAUUGCAACGCCAAAAAUCAAGAGGUUAUUUCCCCCAAACUCGACGAAAAAUUACUGCCCCCAUCUGAGAGCAGUGUAAACAAAUUUGAUUCGAAUGGCAACAUGUCUGGUACAGUUGCUGGAAAAAUGUCUGGCAGUGCAACGGGAAGCGUUGCCGGCUGUGUUGUUGGUACUGUGGCCGGUAGUAUGGCCGGCAGUGCGACUGGAAAUAUGAAUAGUGCAAAUUCACACGAUGGAAUUGUCAGUAAAUCAAGGCGAAAUAAGAGAAAAGGAAAAUUUGUCGGAAUAUAG